This is a messenger RNA of Trypanosoma cruzi, 4293 nucleotides long. RefSeq lists its product as uncharacterized. The record is from RefSeq and is a predicted model, not a curated record. The transcript has a single exon. Lineage: Eukaryota; Euglenozoa; Kinetoplastea; Trypanosomatida; Trypanosomatidae. The annotation marks the transcript as partial.
GCCUUGUCGGGUACAUUGAAUGGACCCAUCUCUGAGUUAUUUAUGAAGGGAAAAACUACAGUGGCUUUUGAGAGCUUAACGGAAUUUGCGAAUGAACAUAAUCCGAAAACACAUCAUGUGACGCUUGAGUAUGGGGUCUUGAAGUCCCCUAAUCUCAUGGCGUUUACCUGCCGGUGUGUGGAGGGUUGGGUAAAUGCCGUAUGGGGCGUCUGGUGUAGUGACGAUGGGAGCCGUUGGGAGCAGUGUGGGCUGUGGCGUAGUCGUUUUGGCCAUUUUAAAGCCUCGUGGAAACCCCGGGGCCCUCGACGGUACUGGCGCAUUGAACUGCAAACGUGGGAGCCCAACGUGUUGUUUGAGAAUUUCUACCUCUUUGAGUAUUCUGGUCCUUCCAUUGCUGUUGAGAAUUCAACACCGGUCGGGGAUGGAUGGGAUCCAUCGAUUCUGUGGGAAAAGAACUCCGCUGGAAGCAAAGUGACACCCAUGACAUUUUUGGCGCACGUGGGGACAGCACUGGUGUUUGAAAACAAGAAAGACUCUGCCCAUGUUGUCGGUGUGCGCCUGGUGAGUCACGAGAAACAAAGUACAUCCACCACGUUUGUUGUCGAAUGCAGUUUGGACGCCGUAGAAUGGCGAACACUCAAUGUGUUCCUGUUACUACGUAAUGGCUCCGCGCAAGCGGCAUGGGAAAGUGGCGAUUAUUAUCAGUUCUGGCGUCUUCGUAUUGUGCAGCACACAGGACCAUCCUUCCUUACACUUCGCGAUAUCUGUUUUGAAACUUUUAAGCCGACGCUUUACCGUGUCGUAGAAGCUAAAAAACUGAAUACAGAAAGCCCCGGCUUCGAGUUAUUUCACUUUGGAGCUGAGCCGAAAGAAAUGGUUGCUGUACAAGUAGUGUUGCCGCCUGAAUCCGUGUAUAUCGUGGAGAAACUCUCACCUGACGGUGCCGCUUGGGAGGAAGUUGCGAUCAUCCAGAACAGUGACACGACACAAUCACGGACUGUGCGUCAGGGGUGGGUGCCGAGGGGGUCUUCUUCUUGUUGGCGUUUGCGUCCUGCUGUUCAGAAUGUUGAAGAGGGUUAUGUGGCGUCGUCUCCUUCUAUUUCCACGGAUAUGAGCGCUCAGUGGUACAGUUUUAGUGGAAAGAUGCUUGUUUCCUCAAAACUGAGUGAUAUCCCAUUUGUAGGGGUUACCACGACCGGUUUUUUGGAGGUGCAGGCCCCUGGGCGUCUCACCGAAAAUAAAACAGAUACCGUGGUGCUACGCUCCAUAGGGCAGCAAAAAGUAAUGACGGUUACAUGGUGCUUUGAGAAGGGCAUAACGCCACUUUUUCAUCAAGUGUUUUUGAGGGGACGCAGAUUUACCGAUGUGAUCCGUUCAAUGUCUCUGUCGUCUCUUUCACAACACAAGAAAUCUACACAUACGAUGAAUUCAUCCACGAAAGCGUCAACACGUGCUGGGACGAAUGUUCUUGCUGGUGCCUCAGAGGGAGAAGGGAAUGGCAACACUGAAGGAGAAGCUGAAGAGGAAAUGCAGAAAGAAGAAGACGGGAGUUGUAUUACAAUUGUGGUGGAGACAAGUGAGGAUGGCGUGAACUUUGUCCCGAUUGCAGAGCGUCCCUUCUCCCAACUGGGCAAUUCUCUUUCAUGGCCGACGAAUGUAGCCUCCUCGUACUGGCGGAUCAGGUUUAAAGGAAUUCGAGAGGAUGAGAACCUGGAGUUGCGGCAGGUCACCUGGUUUCAGGAGACUGGUGCCACUACCGCGUUGGCCCCACCAAUACCAUGCAUGGCCAGUCACUCGAUGUACAGCAAAUGGCAGGACGCCGCCUUCAAUUAUGAGGAAGAGUUCUGUCAGAAUUGCCGCGAAGGUUUUGAUCAAGCGAGAAGCGUUUUGAGUGGUCUUCGGGAACCAAAUGAUAUUGAGCGUCAUGGACGUUUGGCAAAGGGUGUAAUUCGACUGAGAGCGCGCUUUAUGAAUUUUGUUGCUAAGACUUCAAAAGAGGCUACAAAAGAAAGGAGCCCGCCUCUUGACAAAUUUGUCUCCAUUGGUCAAACAUUGAGCAAUGACAUCAUGUAUCUACUUUACAAAGCCACAAUAAAUUACGGUUGUAAUGUGGAUGAACUAAAUCAGCUGGUGGAACAUCCAAUGUUACUGUCUCGUGAUUUUGUGCGUUCGGCUGAUAAUAAUUCUUGGUUUUAUCCAAAAUUUUAUGAGACAGGUACAUUGGUGGAAAGCUUUUAUGGCUUUCACAACGUACGUGCCUCCCUUACUGUCUUAUGGAGUCUGUCAGUGCAGCUGCAGAAGAACACAGAUCUUCUUUUUCACCCUUCUAUGACUCCACUCAGUCCGCACCUGGCCUCUGUUAUUAUUACAAUAAAUAUUGAGCGGGACAACUGGAUCGCGGCGGAGCAUUUUCCAGAACUUCCACUCCUUUACUACGCGGGAUUUACAGAACGACCCAUGGUGAUUGUAUUUGCCCUCAAUCAGGUGAAAUUUACCUCCAAAUACAAUUUGACGAUACCCGGGGCAGCCUGCUUUCCUGCCACGUUUCCAUUUAGGAUACUUCCAGGGGUGAACUUUCUCCAACGCAUGCCUCUUACAGCCUGCCCAUUUCCUCUUUUUGAUUGCCUUCAAAUGAUAUAUUCGAAGGAGUUUCUUGGGAAUUACGAAACGGAGGUGGUGUUUACCUCGCCCUCGAUGCAUAGCAGCACAGGCCUUGUUUGCUUCACACUACCAGGAGAAGGUAUUAACUUUUCCAUACCCGGCUUGAAAAUUGAAAGCAUUGAAUUUGAGGUUCAGCUUAAUGUGGAGAGGGAUAUUGGAGAGGAAGGUAAUACCGCGGUGAUGGAGCAAACCGGUGCCGAGGAUGACUUUUCCAAAGUGACGUUUUUUACCCACAACAGUGUAUUUAAGGGUGCGGCUGAAGAUCCACCUGUACAAAUAACUCUUUUGGGAGCCUUUCAUCAGACCGAAGACCGAAUAGCGGUCCGUGGUGUGUCUCCCAGUGCGCAUGUGCCUGUUCUUUGUCGUUUCCCGGACGCAUUUAUCACGGACCUGAACAUCUCGUUUGAUCUUGUGGCUGGAGAAGCACCACAGUCAUUUGUGGAGCCCUUCUUCACGGUAGCGGGCACCCUGACGACACCGACAUGCGGCAGCUACGAUUGUCAGUUUUUUCAGGUACGCCUAAAUCGUGGUCAUGAGUCCAUUGCGCUGCAGGUUGUGAGUUUGCAGCUGGCGAAAUUCAUUCACCUCGGGAAUUAUAUGGUUAACUCUUUAUCUCAAGUGCAGAACAUGGAUUGGCUGCGGAACGUUCCUGUCGCAUGUUCAUUUAAUCUCAAGAUGUGCUAUUCUGAGUUAAGAGUUUUUGGAACUGGAACUAUCUGUAUUUUGGAUUUUAGGGGAGAUGCUUUUGCUAUUAUUUCUCCGGAUGGCGUUGGGAUUACGGCAACACUUCCCACCCUACGUUUUGGUGAUAUUCUUUUAAAAGGGAAGUCUGACAAGGAGUGUGUUGUAGUGAACAUCGCUGCACCUGCUAGCGCCCCUUCCGUCAUACGGAUAGAUGGAUAUAGUUCACUUCUUGCAACUCAAUCCUACCCGACGAAAAUUGAGAUAACCCAGGAAGGGGUCAUGUGCAUCUCUACCGGCGUUUUUUAUGACGUGUGUAUUGAGGAAGAGUCAUUUUUCCCAUCAGGAGCGUACGCACAGGUGACAAUAUCACGUGGGGCCAUCGCCGAUUGUCUUAGUGAACUGUUACAAGAGACGCCUAUGAUUGUUGCCUUUUUGGCUACGGGAAUUCCUUUCUCAUUGGAGGUGGAGGAAGUGGUUGGCGAGGAGUGUUUGUUGGAAAGAAAGCUUCUAUUCCUCACUGUGCGCGGUGUGCUGUUUGGAUGCCGCUUUGAUGUGAUGACAUCUGUGUUAUCUCCAGAUAACACCAUAGAAGAAGCACGUCGAAUUUGCCAGGAUCUUAUUCCCCGUAUCGUGGAGCAGUGCGACGAGUCUCUCUGGGCAUCGUAUGAGUUGCUGGCUGGGUGCUUUUUGCCCCUGGGCUCACCAGAGAGAGAGAGGGCUGCUGAAGAGGGAGAAAAGGGAGCCGUGGAUGAGGAGAGCGGCAAGAAGGAUGAGGAAGCCGCGUUAUCCCCUACUGGGCAACCUGCGCCAGAAAGAAAUUCUUUAAAAGCAGAAAGUGGACAGUUUAUUGGAUACUGGAUCGAGUGCGAGUGCGAGGCGUUAGAUAAAGAAAUCCAGGAAGACUUCGAGACUUUGGCCUGUGAAAACCCCAAAUGGAGUUUCGUUUAG